UUUAGAGAAAUAUUCAUUCUUUGUUCCACAAAGCUAGAGCAAAAUUUUUUAAACUAAAAUACAAAAUUUCCAGUGAAAAAGUUAGUGAAAAUUAUCCAUCAUGGUGAUAAAAUACUUGGAGUUUUUUAUAUUUUUUGAAGUGAUGUGUAUAUAUACUAAUGCGAUUGUGAUUAACUCGAUAGAUAAAAAAGUUAUCACAGAUGACUCAACACCACGGCUCUUCUACAUCAAGGAAAACUCAGGCCUCGUGCACGUAUCAAGCUUUGAAUCUGGGAUCGUUUCCCGUUUACAGCACGGUGAGCACGCCGUGGCCGUCGACUACCACUAUCCCAUGAACCUCCUCUUCUGGACGACAUCAACUGGUAUCGUUUAUUCAUGUUCGCUGUACCAGCUAAAGAACGUCACUCGGGUUUACAGUGACGAUAAUUGGCAACCUGUUUCCUUCGCCGUCGAUUAUCUCAGCGAUCGCCUUUACAUUCUUGAUGCAACGACCAAUACUUUGCGCCUCCUCGGCCUCGAUGGCCAGCAUCCUAUUAUUCUAGCCGUAGGUGCGAGAUAUUUUCAACCGACGCAUAUCGAGCUUGAUUCAAACCAGGGUUACGUCUUCUUGUUCGACGAUCGAUAUGGCCAUAUACUACGUAUGAAUAUAGACGGUUCCAAAUCGAUACUACUCAAUCCAUAUUCUUGUAAGAUUAAGAAUCAUGGCGUCAAAAUCACAUUGGAUCGUAUCAAUAAGAGAAUUAUUGUGGCUUCUCGAAUUCAUAAGAAAAUUUUUACUAUUGAUUAUAAUGGAAAUAUUUUAAAUACGGUGUUAGAACCUCAAAAUGGUGUAUUGAGUAUGAGUAUUACAAGAAAUCAUCUCUUCUGGGUAAACGCAGCUUAUUAUAGUUUUGGUACAUCGUUCGUGGAUGGAAGCGUGUACAAAUGUGAUUAUAAAGAGGCUCGAGGUUGUCGUAACGGUUCGAUUUCCAUAUUGCACGAGAGUCUUCCUGGUAUUCGCGUACUAGUACUGAAAGCAGUUGAACCAGAUAAUCAGAAACGGACAGCUUGGUAUAAUCUGGAGAGCGAGGUCCGCGUUUGUCAACAACUUCGCUUGGGAGAUGGUUGUGCUUGUGAAAUUGGCUGGAGUUUAGCAAACGAUUCGAAGAGAUGCAGACGUAUCGACGAAUUCUUUAUUUACGAAGAUAAUCAAAUAGUACAUAGUAUGUGCUUCAAAAACGAACAAUUAUCGAGGUGCCAGGCAAUCGCGCCCUUCAAAGCGAAUCUGCAAUUCAAAAUCAAUCAACGGACCGGUUUUACCUACGAUGCCACAACCAGAUUACUAUAUUAUGGUGGCAAGGAAUCAAUUUAUCGUGUGAACGUUGACACGGCGGAAAGUAAACGGCUGCUUUAUCAAAAAGGUGUUUUUUAUGGUCCCAUGACUCUUGACUGGAUUACUAAAAAUCUUUACUAUACAGAAAUUGAGUGGCGGGGCAACGUGACAUACUACAUCUUAAAGGUGAUGUUGGCACGUACGGAUGAUCCUAAGCGGAUCGAAGAAUCAACAUCAUUGUUGUGGGAAUUUGGAAAAAUUGAUUCCUUAAUGAUUCAUCCGAAUCAGGGGUACUUAUUCGUUUCUACUUUCGAUAAUAAAAUACAAAAGUAUCGCUUAAUUAGAUUUAAUGCAGACGCAAGAAAUUUGACGGUUUUGACAGCACUUAGUGACUUUAAAUUCAUAUCGCUCGAUUACUCUGAAGAUAGAAUUUAUGCUCUGAAUGUGAACGAUUCAUCAAUAUUAAGUACUGAUCUAAAAGGGCAAGAGCUCAUACAAAUCGCAAAUGCUAGUAGUAUCAUCCACAACGUAACCGGUUUCUUGGUACAUAACGAUGUCAUAUAUGUGAAAAACCAUACUAAUAUUUAUCAAUUCAACAAAACAAAUAACAAAUAUCUCGGGGAAGUUGAUAUUUUUCCUUACGAUCGUAAUAUGUCGAUGAACUUCGCGGUGCAUAGUCCUAACAUUUUUAAAACUAAUAACAGUCGUAAUCCAUGUGUCGAAAACAACGGAAACUGCGAGAAUUUUUGCUUCGCUUUGCCACAAUCUGAAAAGGAAUAUACUAGCCUCCGAAAGCUUUGUAAAUGCUUUGAUGGAAUCAAGUGUAAUGCAAAACAAAUAAAUAAAUAAGAAGUAAAGUAAUUAAUACAAAAAAAAACCAA
This is a messenger RNA of Ceratosolen solmsi marchali, 2193 nucleotides long. RefSeq names its product low-density lipoprotein receptor-related protein 2-like. The record is from RefSeq and is a predicted model, not a curated record. Bases 101 to 2161 code for a protein of 686 amino acids. NCBI's taxonomy places the organism in Eukaryota, Metazoa, Arthropoda, Insecta, Hymenoptera, Agaonidae. The transcript has 6 exons. Gene Ontology annotation, cellular component: plasma membrane. Gene Ontology annotation, molecular function: Wnt-protein binding; Wnt receptor activity. Gene Ontology annotation, biological process: canonical Wnt signaling pathway.